AUGUCAAGCAGUACCGUUCUCUUACCACUCAAUGCAUACGGGGCUGUGAAGUUUUCGCCAUGGGAGGCCUUUGACAAACUAUGGACAUUCGUGGCAGGAUAUCCUGCUGAAGACUUCCAAUUCAUUCCUGGGGAGACUCCAAUGGCCACACUGAGAGAAGCUCUUGGUACCGUAGUACUUUACUAUGCAGUUAUUUUUGGUGGCCAAGCAGUUAUGAAAAGCCGUCCAGCGUAUAAGCUGAAUGGUUUGUUUAUGGCACACAACUUGAUGUUGACUGUCGUAAGCGCUUCAUUGCUUAUACUGUUUGCGCAGCAGCUCAUUCCAAGUCUUUGGAAGUAUGGCCUGUACGAUGGUAUUUGUGGAGGAAGUGGAUGGACUAAGCCCUUGGUUACUUUAUACUAUUUGAACUACAUCACCAAAUACGUGGAGUUGCUUGAUACCGUCUUCCUGGUCCUCAAGAAGAAACCUUUAACUUUCCUUCAUUGCUACCAUCACCCAGCAACAGCUCUCUUGUGUUAUACUCAACUUGUCGGACACACCCCAGUAUCCUGGGUACCAAUCACUCUGAAUUUAUUUGUUCACGUCGUCAUGUAUUGGUACUACUUCCAGAGUGCACGUGGAAUUCGUAUCACCUGGAAAGAGUGGAUCACUCGUCUUCAAAUCGGACAAUUUCUCAUUGAUCUUGUCGCAGUUUAUUUUGCCUCAUGGAACUACUGGACUAGUACCUAUCACAAGUCUCUUCCUCACGUUGGAUCAUGUGCUGGUGAGCCAUAUGCUGCCGUCGCUGGGUGCACGAUCCUCAGCUCAUAUCUUGUCCUCUUCAUCUCUUUCUACCUCGCUACGUACAAGACAACCGUGAAGAGGACCACAAUCAAACCUCAAGAUGUUAAGAGCGGAGGAAAGUCAUAA
Molecule: messenger RNA, 909 nt
Organism: Sclerotinia borealis F-4128
Lineage: Eukaryota; Fungi; Ascomycota; Leotiomycetes; Helotiales; Sclerotiniaceae
Source: the annotation of a GenBank genome assembly